CAGCACGCUGUCUCUCUGUGCAAGAUUGGGCCCGACCCGACUCGUUUCCGGGUCCUGACUUUCUAUUUUCUACUUUCUCCUCUUCUACCCGCUACAAACCUAGAACGGAACUGCUGCGAGCUUGCGACCGAGGCCAAGUCCUCCGCUGUGUAAAUUUCUGAUCGGAGUACCGUGAAUUCCUAAACGAGGCCGGCCGGCUCCUUCAUGAUUCGCCUAACGAGACGAGUUCAGUGCUUUACCUCAUGCCUCCGUGGCGCCACCGCCGGCCUCUCGCGUUCUGUGAGGACAGAAGCCGGGCCGAACAGGCGGCGGAGCAGGGCGCCGGCUUUUCAGUCGAAGAAGGCGGGCGAGAAAUCAGACUGGUGGAUAGUCGACGGGGAGAUGCACGAAAUAGGGGAGAACGUACCUCCACGGGAGCGCUUCGUGAUUCCUAGAGAUAACAUCCCCAACAAGCGCCGUAAGCAGCUAAGGGAGCAGUUCAUGCACCGCACUCGCCUAGUUCUCAAGGAAUCGGAACACGAGCCUUGGUGCAGAAGGUACAUGGAACUGUAUCAGGAGCUGAGGGAGAACUGGGAACGGCUUUACUGGGACGAGGGUUACUCCAAAAAAAUUGCUAGUGAUCAUGCCAAUUAUGAAUCUGCGGAGGAUGAUGAUCAAGACUUCAAUCCACACAGGAUCAGAAGGUCCGACCAAAUGAAGGCGGGUGGUUCUGACAGAAAUAGACAAGGUGAUAACUGGGAAAGGGCUGAUCAAGUGCGGGAUAAAUUUGAGUAUGAUCGAGACAGAAGAAUGAGGGAGAAAGCAUUUGCUCCAAUGAACCGAGUACUGCCCUUGGACCAGUCUCGUUCAAACCCACGGAAUCAGCCAUUGGACAGAAGGAGGUACUUUCUCGACGAAACCAACUGACAUAGCGAGCUGAAGAUUGUAGGCAGAGAUACAUUCUGGUGCGCCGAUGUGUUCUCGUUGUGAUAUGUGGCAUCUUGUCCGAGAGUACUGAACGGAGAAUAACUUCUUGGUUGUCACUCUGGGGCAUUUUUCAACAAUGCUGCUGCUUGUUAAAAUUUGGGAGAAUGCAGGGCUGUGUGCAGCCUACUCUAGUCUUUAUAAAUUACAACUAGCGUGAUUGUGUGAUCAAGAGAAAUCAGGGAUCUAUCCAGGAGCUCGUCUUUAUGUACUGUAGACUGUAGUAGCAAGUAUGUUGGUUACUGGGCAAUGAGUUGGUCUGUACCGGACCACACCGGACCGAAUUCAUGUUUGGAUCUGGACCACACCGAAUCGAAUAUAGUACGGUCCGAUUCUUGGUCCAACGAAUUUUAUAAAUACCGAAGAAAAAUGGACUGAAUUGAUAUUGGUCCGGUCCUUGGUUCUAAGAUUUUCUAGAGGGU
This is a messenger RNA of Linum tenue, 1385 nucleotides long. Lineage: Eukaryota; Viridiplantae; Streptophyta; Magnoliopsida; Malpighiales; Linaceae. The record is from the annotation of a GenBank genome assembly.